This is a messenger RNA of Lathyrus oleraceus (garden pea), 1017 nucleotides long. RefSeq lists its product as uncharacterized. The coding region runs from base 1 to 1017 and encodes 338 amino acids. Lineage: Eukaryota; Viridiplantae; Streptophyta; Magnoliopsida; Fabales; Fabaceae. The transcript is spliced from 8 exons. The record is from RefSeq and is a predicted model, not a curated record.
AUGACUUUGACGGAAUAUAAUUGGAUAUGGUAUUGGUAUAUUUUGUUUGUAAUGACUAGCACUGGAUAUGGUAUUGAAUGUACAAUUCCACGUCAUUAUUUUGAAUUUGUUACCAUAGAAACAAUUUCAGAAAGACUUGGAGACAACAAUGUUCUCUCAGAUAUAGUCGGAGUCCUUCAUGCUCUUGGACAUGAAGAACACAUUUAUAUGCAAGUAAAACCUACAAAAAUUAUCAAACUUGAAUUGAGGCUACAUGAGAAUAAAAUUGUUAAGUUCAUGUUAUGGAAAAAAACAGCUAUUGAAUUUGAAAAUUUGAUGACAACCCAACUAGAAAAAACCACUAUUGUUGCAAUCACCUCUACAACAGUGAAGAUGUUUAGAGUUUCAGCAACUAUAAAUGAAAUUGAUGAUACAUUUGGGUGGCAUUACAUUGGAUGUGAAAAAUGUAUGAAGAAACUUAAACAAGAAGGCCAUGAAUUGAAAUGUCCUUCGUGUGAAACACCUUCCAAGUUCAAGAUAAUGUUCAAAGUGUAUGAUGAAACUGCUAAAGCGACUUUAACAUUGUUUGAUCAAGAGGCACAAAAGUUACUCAAUACAACGGCUCAAAUGCUCUUGCAACAACAUGCUAACACGUCUACACCAUCAAUACUACAGAAUCUCUGUCAUCGUACUCUUAUUUUUGAAAUAAAGUUGUCUGCAAAAAAUUUAAAAGAAGGGUCACAGAUCUGCACAGUAUCACGAACUUUUGUACCAACUGCUAUUCUAGAAGACCCAAUUCUAAAAACACCUAUUAAACAGGAGUCCAUAUCACGACCAACGAUUCAAAAUAAAGAAGAUCCCCAAGAAGAAGAAGAAGAAGAAGAAGAAGGGCAUGGAAGAGGAAAUGAUGGUGCCAACAUCAAUGGUAAACCAUAUAAGAAAAAAAAAACAAUUACUCGCAGUGCUAAACGAAGGCUAAUCCUAACAUCAUCAGAUGAUGAAGCACAUAUCAAAGGGAAUUCAAAAAAAUUUUUAUAA